Molecule: messenger RNA, 2218 nt
Organism: Caenorhabditis elegans
Lineage: Eukaryota; Metazoa; Nematoda; Chromadorea; Rhabditida; Rhabditidae
Gene: oac-6
Product: Nose resistant-to-fluoxetine protein N-terminal domain-containing protein
Exons: 11
Coding region: 53-2170 (705 amino acids)
Molecular function (GO): acyltransferase activity, transferring groups other than amino-acyl groups
Source: RefSeq, marked reviewed
AUAAAAAAGAUGAUUGAAUGUACAAUUUAGUUUUUGUAGCUGGGUGUAAAACAUGAAAAUUGCUCCUUUCCUGUUUUUCAUAGUUUGUCUUUUUGCAACUGUGUUUUGUGAAAAUUGGAAGGAAGUAUUCCUAGCUAAAGCUGCUGAUCAGAAAAUCACAGGAGUUAGUGAACAAUGUGCAAAUGACACUGAAACGUGGCAGAAGUCUUUGAAAAUGGUGGCUGAGUUAUCUGCAGAAUGUUUAAUUGAGCAAAAGUGUACAAAGGAGGAAUUGAAAACGAUCGAAGAUAAUUUUUAUGCGGUUGAACAAUACGAUGCUUGGGGUAAAAUCCCGCUAACUGGGCUAUUCCAGCUCCCAAUAUUAUUUGAUGGGUCUUAUCAAGAAUGUGAGCGGAUAAGUGGGAAGAAGUAUGCGACAAAUUAUUGCUAUAUGGUUUUGAUGCCAGGAAAAAAUGCGACGUGUCACAUGUCAGAUGGUUUACCAACUACAUUUUUCUUCCGGGGAGCUGUUUGCAUGCCAUACUCCUGCAGUGAACAAGAUCUUCCAACAGUCUAUAAUCAAGUCUCCGAUCAACCAUUCACUGCGUGUGCAGCAUUUUGUUCAAGCUACCCCGUUAAGAAAACUCCCGCAUUUUGGGGAUUCACUUCUUUUAUGGCUGUGAUGAUUGGUAUUGCUUUGUUGGCAACAGUUAUUGAUUAUUUGAAAGAUGCGCUGAAAAAAGAGGAUGAGAAAAGGGAGGAUAGUCGAAUUCUGCAAAUCCUUCUAACAUUUUCAUUAUGGACUAAUGCAGAGCUGCUAUUGAGUGUGAAAGAGCAAAAACCAGGAUUUAUAAAAUGUUUGGAUUGUAUUCGAUUCCUAUCUAUGCUGUGGGUUGUUACAGGACACACAUUUUCUUAUUUAACAACUCCAGACCAAAUCGAAUCGAUUCUCCCAUUCUUCGGUCGAUUCUGGAAUCAUCUUGUUAUGAAUGCAUUCUACUCAGUGGAUACAUUUUUCUUAUUAUCAGGACUCGUUGUUUCAUAUCUCUUUUUCAAAACCAAACUCAAAGUAUCUCAAAUCAAAAGCCCAAUCACAUGGAUCCUUUUCUACGUGCAUAGAUAUCUCCGAUUGACUCCUCCACUAAUGUUUUUCCUUGGAUUCUUUGUGGUUUAUGGCAAAUAUUUUCAAGGUCCCGGGGUAGCAUCACAAUUGAAUCAACAAAAUGGCGAAGUGGAUACUUGUCAAACAUACUGGUGGAAAAAUUUGAUCUACAUUAACAAUCUUAUGUCGGGUGAUACCCAGUGCUACGGAAUCACAUGGUACCUGGGAGCAGACACUCAGCUUUACCUAGUUGCUCCAAUUUUCCUUAUCGGGCUGUAUUUCUCGUUUGCCAUUGGAACAGCACUCCUUACCGCAGCUACAAUCGGAAGUGUUAUCACAGUAUAUAUUUUGUUCAGCACCUACGAUCUACCUGCAGACUUUUUCGGAAAUGGUGAUGCGACCCACUUCUACGACAUGAUUUAUAUAAAGCCUUGGAUCAGAUGUCCCCCAUAUUUUGUCGGGAUACUUGUCGGGUAUUUACUUGCAACUUAUGGAAAAAGGAAGCUUCGAUUGAAUUGGGCACUUGCAGUAACUGGAUGGAUUGUGGCUUUUUCAUUGGGAGCAUUGUGUAUAUUCUCAACUUAUGAUUACGAUAAUAAAGUUAAAUGGAGUAUCUUCUCCCGUGCAACCUACUACAACUUCUCCCGUCUGGCCUGGUCUUUUGCACUCUCCUGGGUUAUUGUUGCUAACCAUAUGGGAUGGGGAGGCCCCAUUGACGCCUUCAUGUCCCAUCCAAUGUGGCAACCAUUUGGAAGACUUUCUUAUUGUGCCUACAUUGUUCAUUACGUUGUGUUAUACAUGUACCUGAUGAUUGGAGACGCCAGUAUUCAUUUUUAUUCCAGUUUUCAAAUUUUCAUGUAUUACGCUGUUCCAACAACCGUACUGUCCUAUAUUUUUGCAUUUUUCUGGAGUUGCCUAUUCGAAAUUCCAUUUUUAAAACUCGAAAAAAUGCUGAUCGAAUUGAUAAUUGGAGGAGCCAGAGAUCGGAAUCGGGAAGAUAUUGAGAAGCAGAAGACACUUCUUAAAACCAAAGAGAAUGAGUUGUGGGCUGUGGAAGAAACUGUACAAUCUACAAAUGAAAAGUUUUAGGAAACCUAUUUUUAAAUAUUUUUGUACAUAAAGUUUUAGAUUGUUUUA